Messenger RNA from Rubroshorea leprosula, 735 nucleotides. Lineage: Eukaryota; Viridiplantae; Streptophyta; Magnoliopsida; Malvales; Dipterocarpaceae. The record is from the annotation of a GenBank genome assembly.
UUGGAUUAAUUAAAUCAUCAUUUCAUUUCAUUUAUAUAGGCAUUCUGUUCUGAAUUCUGAUUCUCCGCUGAUUCAAUCACUUGUUACAUAUAUGGCUGCGCUUGGGAUGCAAAUGAAAAGAGUUAGAAAGGAUGGUGGUAGAAGAAGUGCUAAGAAGGGCAUCAAGGUUGUGUAUAUUUCGAGUCCUGUGAAGGUGAAGACUUGUGCCUCCAACUUUAGAGCUUUGGUGCAGGAGCUCACGGGAAAAGAUUCUGAUGCGGCCUACAGACUGAUGGACAUGGACAUGGACGCCAAUUAUGAUGGUCGUAUGGCGGCGGAAGAUGGCGGUGAAAUGGUGGUCGCCCCCUUGCAGGCUAAUAACUAUCCAUCGAGUAGUGCUACUGCUCAUGAGUCGUCGCCUACCUGUUCGGAUUCUGUGUUUGAUGAUGCCCUUUAUACGGACGGGAGUUUUCUGGGGAUGUUUGCUUCAAAUAAUUAUUUUUUGCAAGAAUCGUCUCCGCUGGAUGUGCUUACAAGCUUUGAUGCGGUUUAAUUAAUUAGUCUUUGACUAUCGUGACUCUAUGCACAGCACAUGUUUUCUAUACACAGAUCUAUAGCCAUAUGAGGGGGCCUUGAUUGUAAUAUUGCUUUAGUGUUGCAAUUCGGUAUAUAGUCUAUAUAGUAAAAUCAGGCCCUGGUUUAUAUAUGUUCUUUUUGUUAUUUGAUUUUAUUUAUUAAUAAAGUAAAUUUGAUACA